Rosa chinensis is the source of this 4692-nucleotide messenger RNA. RefSeq lists its product as uncharacterized. The transcript is spliced from 4 exons. Gene Ontology annotation, biological process: DNA integration. Gene Ontology annotation, molecular function: nucleic acid binding; RNA-DNA hybrid ribonuclease activity. Bases 1 to 4692 code for a protein of 1563 amino acids. The record is from RefSeq and is a predicted model, not a curated record. Lineage: Eukaryota; Viridiplantae; Streptophyta; Magnoliopsida; Rosales; Rosaceae.
AUGGAUGAGCCAGAAGCGGCAGGAGAGGGUAGAAGUGUCGCCCGGGCACUGAUAUUCACUCCGGGAACCUCUUCAGCAGAAGCGCCGAGUGUUCAAGGGUCAACGCAUGGUCUCGGAUGCUUGGACCCCAUAGUCCCGGAAGAAGUGACUCCGGUAUCGGAGAUGGAUUCUAUGCGAGCUGAGAUCGCAGCCUUCAGGGAACAAUCCCAGAUCGAUCGGGAACAAAGGAGUGCCGAUAGGGAAACAAACCGCCUUGCACAACAGAAAAUGCAGGAUUUGGAAGAUGAAAACACAGCGCUGGCCCGAGCAUUGGAUAGGAGGCACCAGCACAACGAGGCACUCACCCAGGCCCUGGCUAGAGCAUCCUCGCUAGCAACAGGUGUGAACACUACACCAACAACAGGAGGCCCCAGCACCGCCCCAGCACCUUCUGUGGAGGACGGCCAUCGGAUAAUCCAGGUACCGGUAGACUUAUUCCCGGAAAGCUUGAGGCAUCUACCACCACCACCAUUACCGCAGCCAGUUCACAAUAUCCCACCGGUAACCGACGCAAACACGGCUUUACUCGUACAAAUGAGCAACUCCUUACAUGCCUUGCAGGCAAGGGUACAGGCCACAGAAAAUAGGGACACCUGGAGAGCUAUGAACAGUUACGAGGACCGCCCGGGGCCUUUCACCCAACAGGUUAGAGGAGCCAUUCGAGCGAAUACAUCGAAACCAUUGAAGAUUGACUAUACGGGAGUUGGAGACCCCUACCAGCAUCUCCAGGCUUUCCAAUCACAAACAAACGCCAAGGGAUAUACGGAUGAAGUGUGUUGUAUUAUGUUCCAGGAAACCUUGUCAGGGGAGGCUUUGAGUUGGUUCUACGAACUGCCGGUCGGUUCUGUAGGGAAUUUUAAGGAGCUGGCUGACAAAUUUGUCGCUCGAUUCAUCUUAUGCACCGAUGGGAUACACACACCAAAGGGCUUGUUAAAAGUCCAGCAGGGGGAAGAUGAAACUUUGAAGUCAUUUGUAAAUCGAUGGCAGGCGGCUACCGCUAAGUGCCGGGACCUUAAUAAGGAACUGGCUGAGCUGGCUUUCAGGAGGGGCUUAAGGCGCGGAGAAUUUCUCUACGGGAUCAACCAUAAUCCUCCAGCUAGCUACGACGAGCUGAUGGCCACUGCCAUCAGACACGCCCAGGCCAAGUUUGAGACUUACGGGGACAACCCCAGACCGGAGCUAAGAUUCUCCUCACCGACCUCGGUUGUCAGGGAUGAAACACGAAAGAGGGAGUGGGUCCAUAGCCAUGAUAGGUCACCCUAUACCUCGAACAAAAGAGGCAAAGAGUCCUCGUCCAGGUCAAACAGUUACGGGACCACCCACCCUCACCGGGAGCCGAAGACACAGCAGGCCCCACGGACACCACCACCACCCCGGUAUGAGGUGUUCACAAUCCUCAACACUUCAUACGAGACUAUUUGGAACGAAAACAAAGAUGAGAUACCGGGACCACCCCCAAGGAAAUUCCCGAAGAGUAAACUUACCCAGCAGGAUACCGGAAAGUUCUGCACUUAUCAUGAAGAUGCCGGACAUAAUACCAAUCUCUGCGUUGCUUUAAAAAAUACAAUCGAGUCCCUCAUCCAGAGGGGCAAGCUUCAACGAUACCUACCUGCUAAGGAGAUAGGAGCUGUAGACGUGUAUGGCCAGAUCUUCACGAUCCACGGUGGGGGCCCGAAAGAGUUGCCCCCCCAGGGGAGGAAACGAAAUUCUAGUUUCGGCCGUCCGGAAGUUUUCAACUUCCACAAGGCUAUGCAGCAAGACGGUGGCACCGGAUGGACAUCGGUGACAUUCCUGCAGGAGGAGGAGGCCGACCUAAGGAUGCCCCAUGAUGAUCCCUUCCUAAUCACGCUCCAAAUGGACCAUUAUAUAAUGUCCCGGGUGCUCGUGGACACCAGGGCCUCAGUUAGCGUAUUAUUUCGCAAUGCAUACAAAGCUUUGAACAGAGAAAGGUCCAAGUUGUCACAGGAUAACGAGCCCCUAAUUAGUUUUUCAGGAGAUAUCGUCCAACCACUCGGAUCAGAUUACCUAUCGAUCACGAUAGGCGAAAGUCCGAAUUGUUCAACCAUCAAAACAGAGUUCAUUGUCGUGGACUGUGUCUCGUCCUACAAUGCUAUCCUAGGCCGGCCGACACUCUGGCGUCUGAAAACCUUCAUAGCAGGUCACAUGUUGAUGAUGAAAGUACCAACCCCGGCCGGCACUGCUAUGAUCUGGGGUGAUCAGGCAGCCGCGAGGAAGUGCUAUUCUCUAACUGUAUCACGCGGUAAGGGAAAGUCUGAAAUGUUGCACGUAGCUACUAACCCUCUGUUGGACAGGUACGAGGAUCCCAGAGCAGAUACCGACUCCGUCGAAGAACGGCCCGGUGCCGUAGAAGACAUUGAAGAAGUGGUCCUAUCAGAGCAGUUCCCGGACAGGACUGUUAGGAUUGGUACAAGGCUGUCUCCGAUUGUCAGGGAAGGAUUGAUCUCGUUUCUUCGAUCUAACACAUUUGCAUUCGCCUGGUCUUAUGAGGACAUGCCCGGUAUACCGCCAGAGAUAGCCACGCACAAUCUUAGUAUUGUUCCUUAUUCAACACCGGUAAGACAAAAACGAAGGGCCUUCACACACGAGAAGUACCGGGCUAUCCAGGUUGAGGUAAAGAAGCUGAUCGCCAUCAACUUUAUCAGGGAAGUAACAUACCCCCGGUGGUUAGCCAACGUGGUAAUGGUACCAAAGAAAUCCCCGGGAUCAUGGCGCAUGUGUGUGGACUACACAAGCCUCAAUCGGGCAUGCCCUAAGGAUAGCUUCCCGCUCCCGCGAAUUGAUCAAUUAAUCGACUCCAUUGCUGGGUACCGGUUACUCAGUUUCAUGGAUGCGUUUAGUGGGUACAACCAAAUUCGAAUGAACCCGCGACUUGUCAACUCCAUGUUUGCGGAGGUUAUCGAUACUAUCAUGGAGGUCUACGUGGACGACAUGCUGGUGAAGAGUCUAACUCCGGAGGAUCAUGUAGCCAACUUGUCAAUCGUCUUCACCAUCAUAUUGCGCAAUGGGAUGCGGUUUAACCCACAGAAGUGCAUCUUCGGGGUCGAGGUAGGAAAGUUUCUCGGGUACAUCAUUAGCCACAUGGGAAUUGAGGCCAAUCCAGAGAAGGUGCAGGCUAUAUUAGACAUGGUGUCCCCAACCUACAGGAACGAGCACGUCGAAAUGAUAGCCUGGACAGCGGAGCACGAGGCUGCUUUCCUUGGCUUGAAGUCAUACUUGUCAGAGGUACCUCUACUCUACAAAACUGUUCCUGGAGAGAUGCUUUACGUAUAUCUGGCGGCAUCGUCAACGGCUGUGAGCUCAGUCCUGAUUAGGAAGGACUCCGAUUGUGAAUACCCAGUGUACUACGCUGGAAAAGGUUACACUGGGGCAGAAUCCAGGUACCCGGACAUUGAAAGAGUGGCACUGGCUCUCCUGGUAUCAGCCCGGAAGCUCAGACAUUACUUCCAAGCACACUCGAUCACCGUUUUCACUAAUCACCCAUUGAGGCAGGUUUUACAAAAACCAGAGGUAUCGGGCAGGUUAAUUAAAUGGGCCAUCGAGCUGGGGGAGUUUGAUAUCAAGUACCAGCCCCGGACAGCCAUCAAAGGCCAGGCAGCGGCAGAUUUUAUUUCAGAAUCAAUCCCCUCCUAUAACCCAAACCGGGAAUCAUCGGAACCACUAGCCGCAGAUCCACCUCCGCCAAGCACUUGGCGAUUAUACGUUGAUGGAGCAUCCAACAGGAAAACCAGCGGAGCCGGCAUCCAGCUAAUUAGCCCGGACGAGCAAGUCUACGAGUAUGCCCUCAAGUUUGCCUUCAAAGCAUCCAACAAUGCCGCAGAGUACGAGACACUUAUAGUGGGUCUGCAGAUCGCCCGGGAGCUAGGGGUGCAACACCUUAGUAUCUUCAGUGAUUCUCAGUUAGUCGUAAACCAGGUCAGCGGUAACUUCGAGGCAAAGGAGCCCCACAUGUCCUCCUACCAGGCCUUGGCCCGGGCAUUAGUUCAGAGGUUUACCUCCUACAUUUUUACUCAAAUACCGAGGGAAGAAAAAGACAAGGCAGACGCCCUUGCAAAGCUCGCAUCAACUUCUCCAAACCCUACCUAUGGGGCCACCAAGGUCGAAAUACUCGCAGGACCUAGCACUUCUAAGACGGUGUCAGAAAUAUUUGCCAUGGAUCACACAGCUUCAUGGAUGGAUCCAAUUUUGAGAUACAUGGUCGACGGCCUAACACCGGAUGAUAAGGUCGAGGCCAGAAGACUACAGCUAAGGUCAGCUCGAUACACGAUCAUGAAUGGCAAACUGUACAGAAGGGGGCAUUGCUUUCCCAACCUGAAGUGUGUAACGCCGGAGGAAGGUCACAAAAUAAUGAAGGACAUUCACGCUGGUGUAUGUGCAAUGGGACAGUUCAAAUACGCCAUUGUUGCCGUGGACUACCAAACAAAGUGGGUUGAGGCAGAACCUCUCGUCGCCAUCACCACGGAAAAGGUCAAAAGCUUGCUAUGGAAGAACAUUUACUGCAGGUUUGGAGUCCCGGAUACCAUAGUCACGGACAAUGGUACCCAGUUUGGCAAUGAUGAGUUGAGGGCUUACACACAGAACCUAGGCACUAGGAUCCUCUAUGCAUCCCCGGCACACCCCCAGACCAACGGUUAG